AUGUCGCUUGUUUCCUUCCAUUUCCUCCUCGCCGCGCCAGGCUUCGUCGGCAGCUACGUGGUGAAGAUGUUGCUGGAGCGUGGCUACCACGUGCGCGGCACCCUCAGAGACCUCGACGACCCGCGAACAAACUGGCUGCGCGGCCUCGCGGACGGCACGCCGGGCACAAUCCAGCUGUUCGCGGCGGAUCUAACGGCCCCUGGGAGCUUUGACGAGGCGGUGGAGGGGUGCGAGCUGGUGUGCCACGUGGCAGCGCUGAUGACGACCAGUAAGAGCGACCCGCAGACCAUCGUGGCGGCGGCGCUGGACGGCACGCGGAACGUGUUUGGGUCCAUCAUGAAGCACCAAUGCGCCAAGAAGGUGGUGCUCACAUCGACAGUGGCAGCGGUGUCAGACCGCAUGUUCCCAUCAGACCACGUCUUCACAGAGGCCGACUGGAAUCGCCAGCUGUCGGUGCGCGCGCCGUACAGCAUGGGGAAGACCCUGGCUGAGAAGUACGCGUGGCGGGUGGUGGAUGAGCUAAAAGGCGUGGAGUGGAGAUUCGAUCUGGUCACCUUGUGCCCUAGCUUGGUGCUGGGGCCGGCGUUGAGGGAGGAGCACGUGAAGGGCAGCCUGCAGUCGGUGAAGCAGCUCCUAGACGGCACGCUGUUCCUGGCGCCGGACCUGCACUUUGGCAUGGUGCACGUGGCUGACGUGGCACUGGCACACGUGCUGGCGCUGGAGAAGGAGGGCAUGAAGGGGCGCUACAUCCUGUGCAAUGGGGACACCAUGUCGCUGCUACAGAUGGCUGUCGAUUCAAAACUUCCUCAACCACCUCCUACCGGCCAUGGCAUGGCAUGCCUGAGUGGGGGGCAGGCGCACACACGUGGUUGCCAAACCAUCCUUUGUCAUCCCCCCUCUUCUGCCGCCACAAUCACUCCAGACGUGCUCCGUUCAAAGUACCCCAACUACCGCCUACCCUCAAUGGGCAUGCCGGACUGGAUGGCCAUGCUGGCAGCCAUGGUGAACCCCGCUGUGGGAAUCGACUUCAUGCGGCGCAACCUGGGGGUGGUGCACCGGUACAGCGGCAGCAAGGCGGAGAAUGACAUGGGGAUCAUCUAUCAGUCGUCAAGAGUCGCGCUUAUUGAGGCGGCUACGUCCAUUGUGGAGCUCGGUCUGCUUGAUAGGAAGUGA
Closterium sp. Naga37s-1 is the source of this 1173-nucleotide messenger RNA. NCBI's taxonomy places the organism in Eukaryota, Viridiplantae, Streptophyta, Zygnematophyceae, Desmidiales, Closteriaceae. The record is from the annotation of a GenBank genome assembly.